Stereum hirsutum FP-91666 SS1 is the source of this 792-nucleotide messenger RNA. RefSeq lists its product as uncharacterized. Lineage: Eukaryota; Fungi; Basidiomycota; Agaricomycetes; Russulales; Stereaceae. Bases 43 to 630 code for a protein of 195 amino acids. The record is from RefSeq and is a predicted model, not a curated record. The transcript is spliced from 6 exons.
GCCCUAGCCGUCUUCUUUUCUUCGACUCGAACAUCAAAAACCAUGUUGUUCAGCCUCGCCACCGCCACUCUCCUCGCGACCAUAGCGCGCGCCUCCGUCCCCAUCCCCGCUCUCCUCAACCGCCAAGACUCUGGCCUGUUGCCUCUCGGACAGAACUGUACGGCGAACGCGGAGUGUCAGAGCGAGAAGUGUUGGCCGGUUAGUUGGUAUUAUGGACAGACGGUGUGUUCGCCUAGUCCGGCGGGCGUGGCUUGUACGGAUGGGUCGACUUGUAUCAGCGGGGUAUGUACGAGUGACGGUGUAUGCGACAAGAAUACGGGGACGUCGUUCAGUGAGAACGGGAAGGAUGGGCCGUUGUGUUAUACGUCGAGUGAUUGUUAUGGGGACAACUGUAUCGCUCCUUUCCUCGGCGGAGGUCAAAACACCCAGUGUUUCCCAACUCACGUCGGAAACUACUGCGACGACCUCACCGGCUGCGUCUCAGGGAACUGCGUCAACGCGACCUGCCAGCCAGGAAAUCACGCAGGUGCUGCUUGCUUCUUCUCAGACGCAAACGCUUGCGAUGCUCCGUUCAAGUGCGAUGUCGUCGCUAUGAGCAGUCCGACGGGGGAUUGUAUCCAGAGCCUCUAGAGGUUCUGGGUUCGUCGAAGUGGCACGGCGUAUUGGGUGUCGUCCGAGACAGUUGGGAAUCCUGAAUCUGCUUCUUGGGCCUUUCAUUUGGUUCUGUCGUUUGUUUGGGUUCGCUGAUAGGGUAUAUAAUCUACAGUGAUUUCUAAAAAGAUACUCUUUUUC